AUGGUUCCAAGUGAUAAGCAGCUAAAGGAUCCAUCAAUUCGAGCUAUUCGUCCAGGGGAUCAUCCAGAUGUUGUCGGAUGUUUAUGUGCUGUGGGUGAUGUUGAGAUUGUUGGAGGUGGUUGGAAAAAAAGAGAUAUCAGAGUUUUAACAAAUUAUUCGAUCACAUCAAAGAUUACUUUGUGGGGAAACUUGGGGGAAACGUUCAAUCUAGAUUUGUACAAUAAAGAUGAUGGUCCAUUUAUUGUGAUAGUAACUUCUACAACCAUUAAAAAAUUUCGAAGUGAAGUUAGCUUCUCUACCACAAGUGCAAGUAAAAUUUACAUAAAUCUUCAAAUAGAUUAUGUACCAUCAUUAAUCGAAAGAUUUUCCACCAUCUCUAAUGGUGUGAAAACUAUUGCAAGUUCUAAUAUGAAUAAGACUACCCUUGAGGAAGAUAUGUUCGAGAACAGGAUGACCAUUGAAGAACUAUUACAAGCUAAUUGGAGUGGUGAAUUGAAGGAAUAUAUUGUUACUCUGAGAGGCAAAAUUAUAGAAAUAGACAACUCAUUUGGAUGGUACAAAAUACAUAUAAAAGUCAUGGACAAAACUGCAAACACUACUUUGGUCUUAUUUAAUGUUGUGGCUGAAAAGUUACUAGAUACAUCAGCGCACAAAUUGUUUAAUGAAUUGUCUUCAAAUAAUAAUGAUGUUCCUGUAGAGAUUCAAAGCCUUUGUGGGAAAGAUUUUGUUUACAAGUUGAGGUUGAAUGACUAUAAUUUAAAAGAGGGACUUGAGAAUUUUACUAUAUCAAAGGUUUUCAUGCCAGAUGAGAAAUUGGAACAACAACAUCAAUUGAAGAAAGGAAAAAAUAAGGUAAUGUUACUUAUGCUAAGUUCAAUUUAUCCUCAUAAUGCCAAUGAUUUAGAAGAUUCUGAUGGAGAUUAUCACAAGAAAAAAAAGAGAAGAAACGAAAUGGUUGAUGGUCAUGAUGAAGUUAGGGAUGAUGAAAAUACUCAAUAA
Humulus lupulus (European hop) is the source of this 999-nucleotide messenger RNA. RefSeq lists its product as uncharacterized. The transcript has 7 exons. Gene Ontology annotation, biological process: DNA replication; DNA repair; DNA recombination. NCBI's taxonomy places the organism in Eukaryota, Viridiplantae, Streptophyta, Magnoliopsida, Rosales, Cannabaceae. Bases 1 to 999 code for a protein of 332 amino acids. The record is from RefSeq and is a predicted model, not a curated record. Gene Ontology annotation, cellular component: nucleus. Gene Ontology annotation, molecular function: DNA binding.